Cydia amplana is the source of this 915-nucleotide messenger RNA. It is a transcript of the gene Rab14, whose product is annotated as ras-related protein Rab-14. Bases 155 to 796 code for a protein of 213 amino acids. Gene Ontology annotation, cellular component: phagocytic vesicle; recycling endosome; Golgi apparatus. Gene Ontology annotation, biological process: phagosome maturation; endocytic recycling; defense response to bacterium. The transcript has 5 exons. Gene Ontology annotation, molecular function: GTP binding; GTPase activity. Lineage: Eukaryota; Metazoa; Arthropoda; Insecta; Lepidoptera; Tortricidae. The record is from RefSeq and is a predicted model, not a curated record.
UAUCUAUGCUCUACUGUCAAAGUGUUGAGUGAUGACGUUUUUUUGAGGCAGUGGUGAAAACAUCGAUUUAUAAAAAAUAGAAAAUUACGGCAAUCACCAAAGGAAGUCUUUGUUUUAAUUAUUGACACUUUCUUUUAAUAAUUGAAAAAUCAAGAUGACAUCAGGACCGUACAAUUAUUCUUAUAUAUUCAAAUAUAUAAUAAUUGGAGAUAUGGGAGUUGGCAAAUCAUGCCUGUUGCAUCAGUUCACAGAGAAAAAAUUUAUGGCUGACUGCCCUCAUACAAUUGGUGUUGAGUUUGGAACCCGGAUAAUUGAAGUUGCGGGGCAAAAAAUCAAAUUACAAAUUUGGGACACAGCUGGACAAGAGAGGUUCAGAGCUGUCACUCGCUCUUAUUACAGAGGUGCUGCUGGGGCACUAAUGGUGUAUGAUAUAACAAGAAGGUCCACUUAUAAUCAUUUGAGCAGCUGGCUAACGGACACACGUAAUUUGACCAACCCGAGCACUGUGAUAUUCCUGAUCGGCAAUAAGUCCGACUUAGACGGCCAGAGAGACGUAACAUAUGAGGAAGCCAAACAAUUUGCUGAUGAAAAUGGCCUGAUGUUUGUAGAAGCAAGUGCUAAAACUGGCCAGAACGUGGAGGAGGCAUUCUUGGAGACCGCCAAAAAGAUAUAUCAGAGUAUUCAAGACGGCAGGCUGGACCUGAACGCCGCGGAGUCGGGCGUGCAGCACAAGCCCGCGUCGCCGGGCCGCCCGCUGGCCGCGCCGCCCGCCGCCAAGGACAACUGCGCCUGCUAACUGGCCACGGGCGGCUGGGUCAGAAACGUUCGGGAAAACCGGCGUCUUUUCUGCGGACAUUACCAAAGUUAACGGUUCGCGUACCUACAUUUUUUCUAAGACAUUCACCAUACAAAUUU